This is a messenger RNA of Cyprinus carpio (common carp), 2082 nucleotides long. RefSeq names its product ras-related protein Rab-6A-like. The record is from RefSeq and is a predicted model, not a curated record. Lineage: Eukaryota; Metazoa; Chordata; Actinopteri; Cypriniformes; Cyprinidae. Gene Ontology annotation, molecular function: GTP binding; GTPase activity.
ACUGUCAAUCACACCUCUGACUAUCAGGUUAGGUUGCGGGGCACAACUGAGAGAGUCUCAAACUGAACCGAAUUAGAGCAACAAGGAUACUAGCGGCUUUAUUUUCUUGUUUAGAGAAUUUUGAUAGUUAUAGCAACACAUUCACACCCACAGUGGGCUCAGCGGAACCGGCAGCAUGUCUGCAACAGGAGAUUUCGGCAACCCGCUCCGCAAAUUCAAGCUGGUGUUUCUGGGAGAACAGAGCGUGGGAAAAACAUCGUUGAUUACCAGAUUUAUGUAUGACAGUUUCGAUAAUACCUACCAGGCCACAAUAGGAAUCGAUUUCUUGUCGAAAACAAUGUAUCUUGAGGACAGAACAAUCAGGCUGCAGCUUUGGGACACAGCAGGACAGGAGCGUUUCCGUAGUCUCAUUCCCAGUUACAUCAGAGACUCUGCUGCUGCUGUUGUAGUUUACGACAUCACAAAUGUCAACUCAUUCCAGCAGACCACCAAAUGGAUCGAUGAUGUUCGAACAGAACGGGGAGGUGAUGUCAUAAUCAUGCUGGUGGGAAACAAAACAGACCUUGCAGAUAAAAGGCAAGUUUCUAUUGAGGAAGGAGAGAGGAAAGCCAAAGAACUGAAUGUAAUGUUUAUUGAAACUAGCGCUAAAGCCGGAUACAACGUCAAACAGCUUUUUCGGCGUGUAGCAGCAGCUCUUCCUGGUAUGGAGAGCACACAAGACAAGAGCAGAGAAGACAUGAUUGAUAUAAAAUUGGAAAAGCCGGCAGAGCAGCCAGUCAGCGAAGGCGGUUGUUCAUGCUGAGGAUUCAGUCAACAUUUCUGUGCCGUGUCUCUUAUUGAUGCUCUUAGUCGCAUUCAGCAUCUCUCUGAAUAUUUUGCAGAAGCUCCGCCCACCUGGAGGGAGUAGAACACUACCUGUCUGUCACCCUCGUUAACGUGGUUACCACUCACCUACUCAAAUGACUUUAAAUUCGAAAGCACAAUGUGGAUGUGUAUGCUGUUGCUUUUCUAUUAAUUGUUUCCGUUAAUUGUUACACCUUUUGUGGUUUUUUGGUUUUUCACUCUUUUAAAACACUUUAUAAAGUGUUGUUUUUGUCCAUGUUUCGUUUUAUGUGAAAUAAUACUUAUAUUACUGUAAUAAUGACGUGAAUAGGAACAAAACAAGAUAAAUAAAUGAAAUUACAGAACUAACGUGAGAAGGAUAUCCAGAUUUGAAUAUGCAAGGACUUGUUAAACAUCGUUCCAGAUUCACGUUGCAGAGAUGGAAGAAAUGUUUUUGGAAAUAUCCAAGUGUAGAUCUCAUCAUAUGUGGCUACAGGGCGUUACAUCUGUGACGUUGCUAAUGACUUCUUCUUCAUAAGGAAGAAAGAAAAGUGUAAAAACAAAUGUUUUUGGAGGAACAAGUGCUGCUUUUAGCUCAGUCAACUAUCAAGCAUUGCAAGGGUGGGGGUGGGGGGGGGGGUUCUCCUUAGAUGCCAUUUAAUUUUAUUUUUAUUCCUUAUUAUUUUGACCAUUAGAAAGCCAAUAGCUUAGUCAAAGAGAAAUACAGUUAUUGCAAAUAAAUAUUAUGUAUAUUACGGGAAGUAUCAGAUCCAGUUUAACAGAUAAUAUGCAGACAUUGCCUUUGAUGGUUUGAUUUUAUUCCACGUUUUUUUUUUUAAGCAUUGUAAAGUUUGAUUUAUUGUAAUAAUGACACACUAGAUAUGGUUUGGUCUGUUGAAUCAAGCAUGAACCCUAAUAUUUAUUUGUAAUGUCUUUGUUUUGUUUUUAAACACUGUUUGUUUUGUUUGUCAUAAUUUGUAGAUAGAGACGUUUAGACAUUCUGGCCUAAGCACCUGCCACGUAUUUCUUUUUUUUUUUUAAAUGUACAGUGAUAAGUUUGUCCCCAGACUGAUCUAAAUGUUUUUAUGAUAUAGUGUAUUUUAUGUAUUUUGUUUGAUUGUUUUCUUGAAAAGGUCUCCUUUCAAAUGGAUUUUAACCAGUUUCGUCUGGCAACACUGCUUGACACCAAUGCUCAUUAUUUGCACUGAAAACAUUGAGCAGAAUCUUGAGGCGUCCCUAAUAAAAUCUUGUAUUUAGCAA